Thamnophis sirtalis is the source of this 7717-nucleotide messenger RNA. Lineage: Eukaryota; Metazoa; Chordata; Lepidosauria; Squamata; Natricidae. The record is from RefSeq and is a predicted model, not a curated record.
GAGAAGGCGCCUCAGCCUUGUUGAGGGGAGCGCGCGCCUUGGUGGCCGCCUGAGGCGACGAGGAGAGAGAUGCCCGCCGUUCAGAGGACCGUGUCGGAGCUGCGGUCCAGGGUGGAGGGUUAUGAGAAGACAGAUGAUGUUUCAGAAAAAACCUCAUUAGCUGAUCAAGAGGAAGUGAGAACUAUAUUCAUCAAUCAACCACAAUUCUCUAAGUUCUGUAGCAAUCAUGUCAGCACUGCAAAAUACAACAUUAUCACAUUCCUGCCUAGGUUCCUUUAUUCCCAGUUCAGGAGAGCUGCUAAUGCCUUUUUUCUUUUCAUUGCAUUGCUUCAGCAAAUUCCAGAUGUUUCCCCAACAGGACGGUAUACAACAUUGGUUCCUCUCUUAUUUAUUUUAGUUGUAGCAGCAGUCAAAGAAAUAAUAGAAGAUAUCGUAGAUGUUGGAGAUGUAGUUUUAAUAAAAGGCAAAGAAUAUAUACCUGCUGACAUUGUACUUCUCUCAUCAAGUGAGCCGCAAGCUAUGUGCUACAUUGAAACAUCAAAUUUAGAUGGCGAAACUAAUUUAAAAAUACGACAGGGCUUACCACUGACCGCUGAUAUAAGGGACAUUGACAACUUGGUGAGACUUUCAGGCAAAAUUGAAUGUGAGAGUCCUAAUAGACAUCUCUAUGACUUUGUUGGAAAUAUUAGACUAGACAGCCAUGGGACUGUCCCACUGGGGCCUGACCAGAUUCUCCUGCGUGGUGCUCAACUCAGAAAUACACAGUGGGUUCAUGGAAUCGUUGUUUAUACAGGACAUGAUACAAAACUUAUGCAGAACUCAACAAGCCCACCUCUUAAGCUGUCUAAUGUGGAAAGAAUUACAAAUAUACAAAUUCUGUUUUUGUUCUGCAUUCUUAUUGCCAUGUCUCUAGUUUGUUCCAUUGGUGCAGCUAUAUGGAAUCAAAAGCACGAAGGAAAAGACUGGUACAUCAACCUAACCUAUGGCGGAGCUAAUAAUUUUGGACUUAAUUUCCUGACAUUUAUCAUUCUCUUCAAUAAUCUAAUUCCGAUCAGCCUGUUAGUUACACUGGAAGUUGUUAAAUUUAUUCAAGCAUACUUUAUAAAUUGGGAUAUUGACAUGCAUUAUGAACUUACAGACACUGCUGCCAUGGCACGUACGUCCAAUCUUAAUGAAGAACUUGGCCAGGUCAAAUACAUCUUUUCAGACAAAACAGGUACCUUGACGUGCAACGUUAUGCAAUUUAAGAAGUGCACUAUAGCAGGAAUAUCUUACGGCCAUUCUCCUGAGACGGAUGAUUUCGGCUGUACUUCGGAUGAGUGCCAGAGUCCACAAACAAGGGAAGAAAAAACAUUUAGCGACUCAUCAUUACUGGAAAAUCUGCAAAGCAAACAUCCAACAGCACCUAUAAUUUGUGAGUUUUUGACAAUGAUGGCCAUUUGUCACACAGCUGUCCCAGAAAGGGAGGAUGACAGAAUAGUUUACCAAGCGGCAUCUCCAGAUGAAGGAGCAUUAGUUAGAGCAGCUAAGCAACUCCGUUUUGUUUUUACUGGAAGAACACCAGACUCUGUCAUUAUAGAAUCUCUGGGUCAAGAAGAAAGAUACGAAUUGCUAAACGUGUUAGAAUUUACAAGUUCUAGAAAAAGAAUGUCUGUGAUUGUGCGCACGCCAUCCGGGAAAUUGAGACUCUACUGCAAAGGAGCUGACACGGUAAUUUAUGAUCGUCUGGCUGAAAAUUCAAAAUACAAAGAAAUUACCUUGAAACAUUUAGAGCUAUUUGCUACUGAAGGUCUGAGGACCCUCUGCUUUGCUGUGGCUGAGAUUACAGAGAGUGAUUAUCAGGAGUGGCUGAAUGUCUAUCAAAAAGCUACAACUUCUAUUCAAAACAGAGCUCUGAAACUUGAAGAGAGUUAUGAACUAAUUGAAAAAAAUCUCCAGUUACUUGGAGCUACAGCCAUAGAAGAUAAGCUACAAGACGAAGUGCCUGAAACCAUCGAAACACUCAUGAAAGCAGAUAUCAAAAUUUGGAUUCUUACUGGAGACAAGCAAGAGACAGCUAUUAACAUUGGACAUUCAUGUAAACUCUUGAAAAAGAACAUGGGGCUGAUUGUUAUAAAUGAAGGCUCCCUUGAUGCAACAAGAGAGACCUUAACCCAUCACUGCGGCACUCUGGGUGAGGCUUUGAGGAAGGAAAAUGAUUUUGCACUAAUCAUUGACGGCAAAACAUUAAAAUACGCUUUGACGUUUGGUGUCAGGCAGUAUUUCUUGGAUUUGGCUCUGUCCUGCAAAGCCGUCAUUUGUUGCAGAGUUUCGCCUCUGCAGAAAUCUGAUAUUGUAGAAAUGGUUAAAAAACAGGUAAAGGUCGUGACUUUGGCCAUUGGGGAUGGAGCGAAUGAUGUCAGCAUGAUACAAACGGCACACGUAGGUGUUGGCAUUAGUGGAAACGAAGGCCUCCAAGCUGCUAAUUCUUCAGAUUAUUCAAUAGCUCAGUUCAAGUACUUGAAGAACUUACUUCUGGUCCAUGGUGCCUGGAAUUACAGUAGAAUUGCUAAAUGCAUUUUGUACUGCUUCUACAAGAACAUUGUCCUUUAUAUUAUUGAGAUAUGGUUUGCAUUUGUUAAUGGAUUUUCUGGACAGAUACUGUUUGAAAGAUGGUGCAUAGGACUUUAUAAUGUGAUGUUUACGGCUAUGCCUCCAUUGACGCUUGGAAUAUUUGAGAGAUCCUGCCAGAAAGAAAAUAUGCUAAAAUACCCUGAAUUAUACAAGACAUCCCAAAACGCUCUGGAUUUCAAUUCAAAGGUUUUCUGGCUCCAUUGUUUAAAUGGUCUCUUUCAUUCAGUAAUUCUAUUUUGGUUUCCCCUAAAAGCCAUCCAGAAUGAUGCUGUGUUUGCCAGCGGUAGAACCUCAGACUACUUGCUUUUGGGAAACGCCGUAUAUACAUUUGUGGUCAUAACUGUGUGCUUAAAAGCUGGAUUGGAGACUUCAUAUUGGACUUUGUUUAGUCAUAUAGCUAUAUGGGGCAGUAUUGUGCUCUGGAUAGUAUUUUUUGGCAUCUACUCCUCUUUAUGGCCAGUAAUUCCUAUGGCACCGGACAUGUCAGGGGAGGCCGUGAUGUUGUUCAGCUCCGGAGUCUUCUGGAUGGGCUUAUUUAGUAUUCCAAUGACAGCACUGAUAUUUGAUGUAGUAUAUAAAGUAGUGAAGAGGGCAGCAUUUAAGACCUUAGUAGAUGAAGUUCAGGAGUUGGAAGCAAAAUCACAAGAUCCAGGAGCUGUUCUGCAGGGAAAAAGCUUAACUGAAAGAGCUCAGCUAUUGAAAAACGUCUUUAAGAAAAACCACGUCAACAUGUACCGCUCUGAAUCUUUGCAACAAAAUUUGCUUCACGGAUACGCUUUCUCGCAAGACGAAAACGGAAUCGUGUCACAGUCGGAAGUAAUACGAGCCUACGACACGACGAAGCAGAGAUCCGACGAGUGGUGAAGGGAGAAGGCCCGAAGUCGCAAGAGUUCCGAUGUUUGCCAUAUCCAGCCAACUUAAUGCAUAUUUCCUGCGUCCGCAAACACAGUUGAGUAACAAGAUUUAGGGGCAGUUGUAGGUCGUUCACUCUUGUUUCUUGACGUCCGCGCGUAUUGAGUAGACAUAAGCACUGUGCAACUACACUCUUAACACGCCAUCCCUCGAAAUUUUUCAAAGGGGACUUAGAUUUUGUAAACAGAUGCUGAGAAUUAACCUGCAGCCUUUUGAAACAGCUAAUUUACCGCAAAGAUAAGUACCGCUCCUGCCUCUAGGGAGGGAGAUAAAAAUAAAUAUUCAAUAUUGUGAACCACCCGGUUGCUCAGCAUAUGCUAUUCAUUGAGGAGCAGAGCCUUUGCCAAGGUGGGAUACGUGGUGAAAUUUAAAUAUAAGGAGCCUUUGAUUUCCACAAGUGCUAAAGAACCAUUUUGAUUACCUUAAUUCAUGUGACGAAGAAAGGCCGCAAAGCAAGACACUAAGAAGGAAUUGGGUGAAAUGAGUUUGUUUGCCAAAGAAAUUCCACAUGUCUCCUCCAUUUGUAGAACCUAAGCGGUAGUGAUAGGUGUCCAACUUCAGAGUUGCAUGUUUGAUACUCUGUACUUGAAAAGUUUUACAAUAAUAUGAAAACUGAUAGGAUUUGGUUUGGAUGCGUUUAAUUUCAGAUCUGUGGUUCCUUUCACCUUUGGCCUUACGGAAGCCUUUCUUUUUGCGUCCAUGCUCUCUCUCACAGAAUGUGUACAUUCAACACAGCAUUUCAUUUAUUUUCCUCUUGUCAGGAGUGUGUGUUUGUGUGUGUCUUUGAGACUUGUUACCUGCUUAAAGAGUCCCGGUGUGGUGACAUUUGUGUGCGAGGCUCAGGUGUUUCUUUGCCAGCCUCCCCAUGCAUAUCAUCAAGAACUUUCAUUUUUUUUACAAAAAGCAAUGGUUGCUUGUUGGGAGUGGCAAAGAGACAAAGAUGGUGCCUUAACUAAGUUUCCUGUUUCCCAAACAGGCCCGAACACUGUCAGACAAGGAAAGAUCCCACUGUAUUAGCCACUGUUCAGGUGUAAUUCAAGACCACGAUGCAUUGCAUCCAUCCCCUAUGGUUACAGUUAUAUAGGCCCUACAAAGAAAAGCCAAUCCAGAAUUUUGUAAUAUUUACAGAAGUCAGAAACUGAUUGUCCUUAGUGGAUUGGGGUGGAAGUGUGCUUGAAAACAAGAGAUUUUAUUUACAGAGCAUUUUAUAUAUAUAAAUUAGUUUACUGUAAAAUAAUUUACCUUGUUAGUUACGAUAAUAAUCUGGGGGGGAAAAAAGGAAUCGACAUUAUCAGUUUACCACAAUGCUAUACUAUACAUUCAGUUUGCACUAUCAGAAAAAUUUAUUUGGGGUAUUUAAUAGAUUCUGUUUGUACAUUCCCAAAUUUGAUUUAAAUUAAAAGUAUGCAAAAAGUUUGAGGAUUUAAACUAACAAGGUUUGUGUACCUUUUAAAUAAAAAGAUUUUCUAGCUAGUAGUGUAAAACUUCCCUUCUCAUUAACCGAAAUGUUUUGAGUAAAUGUUUUUAAACCUUGUCAUUUUGUAAAAUCAGAAUGAGAAAGCCUAUUAAAUUGCAGUCAUUUUUCCACUAUGCGUGUUAAUAGCCAUUUCAGGUUAUCUAGAAUAUAUUUGAUGUAGACAGUUCCAUGUCUAAUUUCUGUGACAUCUGCAAUUAAUUUAACUAUAGACAAGCAGAAAAACUAGGAUAAAUUCAGUAUUUCUGGGUCAUGUUUCUAUUCUUAAGUCCAUUUUUCAAAACUACUGUGUAACAGAAACACUAUUAAAUAUUGCAUAUUCCUGAAGCAAAUUAUUUAAAAGAUAAUAAUAAUACCGUAGCAUGAUGCUUACAGUACAGUUUUUAGCAGUGUAUAUUUCAAAAACAAAAAGCGGGGGGGGGGGUGUCACAUAAUCGAGCAAAGGCUGAAUAUGUUCCCAUCGGUUGCUUUACGGUCUCAUGCGAAGGUGUCCAACCUUGGCAACGUUUUAAGAACUUGCAAACGUCAACUCCCAGAAUUCCCCAGCCAGCCGUGGGGAAUUCUGGGAGUUGAAGUCUACAAGUUUUCAAAGUUGGACACCCCUGAUUCUAAUGCAAGUUCUUACAGACUAUUGACAGAAGAGGAAUAUUUAGUUCAGCCCACAUUGGAAAGAUAUACAUAAUAUGACAUAUCAAUUUGGUCAACACCACUCCAUUCCCAACAGCAUGAAAAGACUGCCUUGCAUGCAAAUGACCUAAAACAAUGAUCUGCAUGCAAAGAUUUGUUUCUACUGCCUCUUCUCAUGUCCUCGGUGACGAAGGCAUAAAUCCCGCAUAGUAGCUGGAAUUCAGGAAACGAAAUCUUCCCAAUUGCCUAGCCUUACAAAAAUGGCAGACCACAUCCUCUGCCAGUGAUUUAUAUAUCCUUUUUUUUUUCCUUUUAAACAUGCCACCUUUCUUCAGGAUCCCAGGCUUCGUUAUAUAUAUAUAUUUCAUGCUCUCCCAUUUCCUAGCUCUCUCGGAAAACUUUUUCACACCUGCGAUGCAAUAUUUGCUUAACGGAAACUUACGUUUUGAGAGUGCGCUUUAUAAAGUGAAUGAGAGGAUUGUUUGUCCUGUGCUGUCUUUAAGAGUCUAGAAGUUUUGGAUUUCAAGACAAAUGACAUUUUCGGAUUUCUGGGAUAGCUAAAACCCAAGUAAGCUAGAACUGUUAGAACAGACCAGGAGGUACAAAGUAUAUCUAAUUUGCAAGUCUAUACUUUUCACUUGAAAGAAAAGCUUUCCAAGUGAUUCAUUACACUGUAAUGUAGAAAUAUAUAUUAUAAUAUAAUGUAUAUUUAGGGAUGUUGGUUGAUGUGCAUAUUUUAUUCAGCUAGGUUUGUUUGUUUUUUACUUUUUUUUUUUUUUUACAUUUUGUUCAGUGAUAAAAAUUAUACUUUUCUUUGUUACCUAAAUUAAGGAAAUUGUACAUUAUGUGUAUAUUAUGUAUUGUGGAAUAUUUAUGUUAAAGUUUAAAAAAAAUCAUCAUUGAAAGUAUCUGGUACCAUUCAAAAAAAUCAAAAGAAUGUCUAUAACUGUGUAUUAUUUUUAUUUAAAUGAUUGUAACAAUGUGGUACUCUUUAACCAGAAAAAUCAACCAAUUGGAUAUACUUUGUGAAACCCUCAGUAGUCCUAUUUUCUUAGGUUAGACUUACAACAGUAAAUUUUAAUAAAAUAUAAUAGUUGUAUAGCAAUAGAGGAAAUGUUUUAAAAAAAACAUAAUACAAUCUCAAAUGGGAAGAUAUCUUUUUUUAAAAUUAAUUAAUUUUAAGUUGCUUACUUGCUUGACAAUUGGACCAUAUGAUCUAUUUUUUCCCCCUAAUGAUUUCUAUAUUGUGGGAAAGCAAUUGUUUCAAUUAAGUUUUAGUAAUCUGUCUGCAUGUCGCAGUGUGAAUCUGAACUGAUGCAUGCUUGUGCUGUAAAAACUCAUUAUUUCUUUGUUAGCUGAAAGAGGCAUCAGAAUUUAUAUGUUUGGUAAGCAAAAGUGAAGUGUUGGUAAACAGCUAGAUUGCCGACUUCAUUUUGUUAGCAUGGAAUGGCAACUCAAAAGCAACUUACACAGUGAAAGUAUUCUCAAAUACACCCAUGAAACUGAUUGGAUUAGUCGAUGAAUUACGGUGAAAGUAGACAGUGAUGUAUCUACUUGCUUUUUCAGUUGUUUCAACAAAGACUUGCAGCCAUUUAAAAGUUUGUAAUUGCAAAAAACGUGGCCCAGAUGUGUAAAAGCUAAAAAAAAAAAAAUCAUGUUUCAGUGUUGUUGUUUUUCCUGUUCUACAAUUUAAAGCCAUAAUGCAUUAACUUUGUUCUUUGCUGCGAUUUUCAUGAAGUGUUGAUUAAAAAAAAAAAAGAAGUAGGGACUAUAUAUAAUAUUUAGGACUGCAUUCGAGGUGAGCUAGGAUUUUUCCACUCUCUUUAAAUCAUUACUGCUGAAACUCCUGUGGAAAUUGUGAUGCUGCAUGAAUGAAGAGACAAAAAAAAAUUUUUUGACUCCGUGUUUAUGGUAGUUUUUCUCAGGUUUCGUUUUAAAUGGAUGUUAAAUGCACUGUUUUAUAAUGUUAUUAAAUUUUAAUAAUAUAUUCACUUCUAUGCAGUGUUACAUGUCAUUGGCAUUUCGUGAAUGUGCAUGUUCUGAACUGCAAAUUUUAAUUGUUUUGUCUUCUAAUUGUUAAAUAAAAUAAAA